CGCGUACGUACUAGGCUCUGCUCGUGUAUUCCUGCGCAAACGGGUUGUGCAGGGAGGAGGGGUGAGGAGCGUAAACUGAAACCAAAAAUAUUUACGAACACCUUAAGGUGCAUUAAACUGCAUGUUUUAGAAACAUCGUUUCUUCUCAACCUCAAACGCCCGGGUGCUCGGAACGUUUGUCCGCAUCGACGCGUGGCACUUUGUGCCUGAAAGGGGACUAUUUUACGAGAACGCGGAAGCCUCGCGCGACGUGCCGGAUCUGCUUUCAGUGUGUGUUGGGUGAAUGGAGGCGCAGCUCUUCCUGGUGAACAAACACUGACAACUAUAGGGCAGCCUAGCGAUACCCGCUUCCCAGAACGGCCACACACACCUUCUCCUUCACCCCCAAAACAACCCUAAACAUGGCUGCUGAGCGUAAACACAUCGCGCAGUUGAAAUCCGAACUGUACUUCCUAAUAGCCCGGUUUUUAGAAGCUGGACCUUGUCAGGACGCGGCAGAGACCUUGAUACGGGAGGUUCAGCAGAAGGAGCUGUUACCCAAAAGGAUUGACUGGACUGGCAAAGAACACCCAGGGAGUUACGAAAAUUUGGUCAAAUUAUACAGGCACAUUUCUCCAGAUCACCUGUUGCAGGUGUGUGAGCGAGUGAGUCCUCUUUUAGAGAGAGAAGUGCCAGCCAGCGUACCUGGAGUCAAUUCACUGCUGGGAGCUGGACGCCAGUCAGUGCUACGCACGAACAAGAGUUGUAAACACGUGGUAUGGAAGGGGUCCGCCCUCGCAGCUCUGCACUGUGGCAGGCCACCCGAGCCGCCAGUCAUCUAUGGAAGCCCGCCCAAUAUUGUGGAAACAAUAUACAGUCGGAGGCUGAAUGGCUCAUAUCGGUUGGGUCAGCUGGUCCCUACAGCUGUUUACCAACAUAUGAAGAUGCACAAGAGAAUUCUGGGACACCUGUCAUCUGUGUACUGUGUCACCUUCGACCGCACCGGUCGCCGCAUCUUCACAGGUUCGGACGACUGUUUGGUGAAGAUCUGGGCAACGGAUAAUGGGCGUUUGCUGGCGACACUGAGAGGUCAUGCGGCAGAGAUUUCAGACAUGGCUGUGAAUUAUGAGAACACCCUGCUGGCAGCCGGCAGCUGUGAUAAAAUGAUCAGAGUAUGGUGCCUGCAGACCUGUGCCCCGCUGGCAGUACUGGAGGGCCACACGGCAUCCAUCACAUCAUUACAGUUUUCUCCUCUGUGCAGUGGAAAUAGGAGGUUCCUGUCCUCCACUGGAGCUGACGGCACCAUCUGUUUCUGGCAGUGGGAUGCACGCACGCUCAAAUUUGGACAGCGACCCAGCAAAUUCAUCGAGCGGCCCAGACCAGGCGUGCAGAUGAUCUGUUCCUCUUUUAGUGCCGGUGGCAUGUUCCUCGCGACAGGCAGCACUGAUCACAUCAUUAGGGUUUAUUACUUUGGAGAUGGACAACCAGAGAAGAUAUCUGAGCUGGAGUCUCACACUGAUAAAGUCGACAGCAUCCAGUUCUCCCAUGGUGGCGAUCGGUUUGUGAGUGGCAGUAGAGACGGCACAGCGCGGGUAUGGCAGCUGCAGCAGCAGGACUGGCGAAGCAUUCUCCUGGAUAUGGCCACUAAACUACCUGGCAAGUACAACCCUCCACCUUUAGAGGACAAAGUUACCAAACUGAAGGUGACUAUGGUGGCCUGGGAUUGCAAUGACAACACAGUCAUUACCGCUGCGAACAACUUGACAUUGAAAGUGUGGAACUCUUACACAGGGAACCUUAUUCAUGUAUUGAUGGGCCAUGAGGAUGAGGUGUUUGUGUUGGAGCCACAUCCAUUUGAUUCUAGAGUGCUUUUCUCUGCUGGGCACGAUGGAAACGCAAUCGUCUGGGAUCUGGCAAGAGGAGUCAAAAUACGCUCUUACUUUAACAUGAUCGAGGGUCAGGGCCACGGUGCGGUCUUUGACUGUAAGUGCUCUCCAGAUGGGCAGCAUUUUGCUUGCACGGACUCCCACGGUCACCUGCUCAUCUUUGGCUUCGGCUCUAGCAGCAGAUACGACAAAAUAGCAGAUCAGAUGUUCUUCCACACUGAUUAUCGGCCGCUUAUCCGUGACGCCCAUAACUUCGUGCUGGAUGAACAGACCCAGCAGGCACCUCACCUCAUGCCCCCACCAUUCCUGGUGGAUGUGGACGGGAAUCCUCACCCUCCACGCUACCAGAGACUGGUUCCAGGCAGAGAGAACUGCAGAGAGGAACAGCUCAUACCCCAGAUGGGGCUCACAUCAUCAGGGCUGAAUCAGGUGGUUAGUCAGCAGGCUGCAGAAGGCUCUAGUCCUCUUGAUAGUAUGAUCCAGAGACUACAGCAAGAGCAGGACCAGAGGCUGGGUUCUGACAGCAGAGCAAACAGAGGAUCCGUCAGUUCUCCCACAGAAGUCUCUUCUCCACCUAACGUGGGUCUGAGACGCAGUGGACAGAUCGAAGGUGUUCGCCAGAUGCACAGUAAUGCUCCACGCAGUGAGAUCGCCACCGAGAGAGACCUGGUAGCCUGGAGUCGACGGGUCCUCGUUCCUGAACUAUCACCAGCUGUAGCAUGUAAGCAAGAUAUCUGGCGUACAGCUAAAGGAGAGGAGGAAAUCAGCAUCUACAGAUCAGAAAGGAGGAGGCGCAGCAUACACAGCCAAUACCACAGAGAAAACCGGCAUGCUAUAGAAAAUUCUGUAGAGGAGGGGCGUCGUUACCAGGGUAACCAGCAUAACUACCAUACACGAUUGGCCGUGGAGGAAACGAGUCGUCAGAGUGAACCCAACGAGGAAGAACACAGUGCUUCUGAGGGUGAAACCGAAGCAAGACCUCCGAGCAGAGAAUCAUCAGAUGAGGAGAGAGAGGAAAAAGAACCCUGGCCUGAAGAUAACAGCAGCUCCAGCGAUUACUCCAGCGAUUACUCAGACUGGACAGCAGAUGCUGGAAUAAACCUCGAACCGCCCAAGAAGACCAGCGUGAAGAAAAAGAAGAAGAAUGCCAGCAGCUCAGAAGAAGAUGGAGAGAAGAAAAAAGACUCCAAAAAGGAGAGGAGAAAAGAAAAGCAGGACAAAGAUGGAGCACUACCAAAGAAGAAGAAGCCAAAGGAGAAACGGAAGAGGAUGCCUGAACUGCAGAACAAGGGUUUGACAUUAGAGGAAUGGCUGCCGUCCGCCUGGAUCACUGACACCAUGCCACGGAGAUGCCCCUUCACCCCACAGAUGGGCGAUGAGGUAUAUUAUUUUCGCCAAGGCCAUGAAGCUUAUGUGGAGAUGGCCAAAAAAAACAAGAUCUUCAGUAUAAAUCCUAAAAAACAGCCCUGGCAGAAGUUAGAGCUCAGGGAGCAGGAGCUGUUGAAGAUAGUGGGCAUUAAGUAUGAGGUCGGUUUGCCUACUCUGUGCUGUCUGAAGCUGGCCUUCCUGGACCCAGACACUGGCAAACUGACAGGCGGCUCGUUCUCCAUGAAAUACCACGACAUGCCUGAUGUCAUCGACUUCCUGGUACUUCGGCAGCAGUUUGAUAAUGCAAGACAGAGGAACUGGAUGAUAGGUGAUCGUUUCCGGGCAGUGAUAGAUGAUGCCUGGUGGUUUGGUACGAUUGAGAGUCAGGAGCCUUACCAGGCUGAAUAUCCAGACUCUCUGUUCCAGUGCUACAACGUCUGCUGGGAUAAUGGAGAUACAGAAAAGAUGAGCCCAUGGGACAUGGAGGAGAUUCCCAAUGAAGCAGCAUUUCCUGACGAGUUAGGUCUGAGUGUGCCUCUAACUGAGGAGGAGCAGAAGGCCUUAUUGUACAAGCCCCUAGAAGGAGAGUGGGGCUCACGCACACGUGACGAAGAGUGUGAACGCAUCAUCAAGGGCAUCGACCAGCUUUGCACUUUGGAUGUGGCUGUACCAUUUGAACUCCCAGUGGACUUGCAAGCAUAUCCAACGUAUUGCACCGUAGUUGCUUAUGUCACGGAUCUGAGCACCAUUCGACAAAGACUACAGAACCGUUUCUAUAGGCGAAUGUCGUCGUUGAUGUGGGAGGUACGCUACAUCGAACACAAUGCUCAAACCUUCAAUGAACCAGGCGCAUUCAUUGUUAAAACUGCCAAAUUCGUAUCUGACCUCAUGCUACAAUUUAUCAAGGACCAAAGCUGUACAGAUAUUAUUCCACUGUAUAACAGUAUGAAGAAAAACACUUUCUCAGAUUCAAGCGAUGAUGAAGAUGAGGAUGAAGAACAAGAGGCACCUUGUACAUCUAGCCGAAAUAAGAAGAGGCGGCGGCAGCAGCCUAUCCUGAGGAGUCUGCGCAGUAAACCAUCAUCAGACCCUCAGAGCUGGAAGGGGCGCUGCAGAGAGCUGCUGGAGCUUAUCUUUCAGUGUGAAGAUUCAGAGCCUUUUAGACAACCUGUGGAUCUGGAGGAGUAUCCGGACUACUUGGACAUUGUGGACACUCCUAUGGACUUUGGGACUGUCUUGAACCGCCUGUUAGAAGGAGAGUAUGAGACUCCCAUGGAUCUUUGUAAAGAUGUACGUCUCAUCUUCAGCAACUCCAAAGCCUAUACACCCAGCAAAAAGUCCAGGAUCUAUAGCAUGAGUCUGCGAUUGUCUGCUCUGUUUGAAGAGCAUAUCAGUUCGAUCCUGACCGAUUUUAAAGCUGCUCAAAGUCUGCACAGUGAGCGAUUCACCCGUCAGCGGCUGCACACAGAGCGUUUGACCAGACAAUCUGUGAAGAGGAGGAAGAGCUCUUCACCUUCAAGCUCCGCCUCUAGUCCAGAAAGGAAGCGGCGGGUUUCGUCUCGCGCUCCUCCUCGAUCAAACAAUGCAGCUCCGCCCACUCCUGCUGGACCUUCCCGGGCUCCUUCUUUACGGCAAACACAUCCACAAAUCAACGGCAAGGCUGAGUCUCCUGCUGUCCCAGGUCGGACACGUAGCUCGGCCCGCUUUGGAACCCAACUCGCAGACGCACCUUCUACACAGUCAGCUCCUCCCCCUCCACCCACCCACAGUAAGACAGCAGAGCCCUCCUCUAGAGUCCUACGCACCCAGAACUCUCACUCCAUUGGUGUCUCCAGGGAAACCAAGAGCUCUGCAGUUCCCCACACAAAUGAGGGCGGGGCCAGAGAGUCUCGCAGGAAACUUCGGACACCUGUAAAACUCACACCAGGGCCAGUCAAUCACAACUCUUCUCCUCAAAAAAGUUUGCAUUUGAAUGGUCAUAGUGAAGUGACUCUGGGAGUGGUACGAAGAGGUCGAGGCCGACCCAAAUUAGACACACAAAUACAAACGCCAGUAGAGGUACCGUCGCCCCCACUGUCCCAGGCCUCUGGAAAAAAGAGAGGGAGGAAAAGCAAGAGGGAGCUGGAGUCCCUACGAAGAAGCUCCUCCCACGAGGAGGAGCUUCUUCUGUCUACUGGUGAUGAGGGCGGGGCUUCUUCUACAGCCCAGGACAGUAGUCUUUCUGAUUCAGGGGUAGUGACUCCAGAGUGUCCGAAACCACGAGGCAGACCACGAGUCAUCAGGACACCAGAUACCACAGCUCCUUCAAGCCCCAAAGCUCUCAGAAGGAGCAGUCGGCGUGGCAACGAAGAAACCAUGCCCCUGACGCCAGGCCCCGCCCUAAGGGAGGAGCCUGACAUUUACAUGGAUGAGGAUGGGAGCUCGAAAGGGCAGAUGAGAACGCGUAACCAGGGUCGAAGGACAGCUUUCUAUAACGAAGAAGACUCCGAGGAAGAGCAAAGACAGCUUUUGUUUGAGGAUGCUUCGAUUACUUUCGGCACGUCAAGCAAAGGGAGAGUCCGCAAGCUCACAGAGAAGGCCAAAGCCAACCUUAUUGGCUGGUAACAAUGCCAACUUUGCAUGUCCUAUGCGACACAACCCCUUAUCCUCGCCCCACUGGAGAGGGGAAACCAUUCCUGCUGCUAUGAGAUUCAUGAUUAUCUGAAUCUUUCUUUCGGACUCUCUAAAUAGAUUCUCACGGUUUGAAUCUUUGACGCUUUUGGUGACUUCAAGAGUCACAGCCCCUUGAAAUCCCCUGAUAAAAUCACCCCUUGAAAUCACCUGAUACAUUUUCUUCCACAGAAAAAUCACAAAUGCAGUUAAAUACUGAUUUUCAUAUGCACUAUUUGAAUGCCAGUGAAGAAAGGUACUUAUACAGUCUUAGGAAUCCAAAUACCUGAUUUCAUCUCUCAAGAAAGCACUUGUUUGAGUGUGUGUGAGUGUGAAAUAACUUGAGCUUUUACUCUGUCUUGUUUCUUUAAACUGUUAAUUUUAUGCAUUGUUUUUACACGGUUGUCGCUAAGGGCAACAAAUCAAACACUUGUUCAGAAAAAAUCUAUUUUUAACAGAUCAUUGUGUAAGUGGCUGUAAAGCAGUAGUGGAGUGCAGAGAAGGACCUCAUAAAUCACGUGUUGUCUUUUUAACGUCUUUCUCUGCAAGUUAAGAUCAGUGGCAGUGGUAAUUCAUGCAUGUUUUUAUAUAAUUAGCAAUACCUUGUGCCUUUUCAUACAUUCAAUACAUUUUGGCUCCUUUGUACUCCCCAAGUUAUGAGAGAGAGUGUGUUUGAUGCUUUUGUGCAUUGAAUUAUCCAGUACACAUGUGUGUUAUUGAUCUGUUGCUGGGAUAGAGAUUAGUGAGCAGCAUAUCUAGCCAUGACCACUGUGUGUGUGUGUGUGUGUGUAUGUGUGUGUGCACUCACGUGUGUGUUGAGUUCAUGCAGUUGUUGAAGUGUGAUAGUGACAUCAUCACUCCAUGCCUGUUUCAUCUGGCUCCAAAAAUGCACUGUGAUCCCUAACUAGAACCAGGACUUAUAAAUACAGUGGCCACAAAAAAAGUGUUUGGACACUUAAACCAGUUUUAAUGUGUGAGUGUCAUUGCAUUAGACUAGAGAAUGAAAUAUCAAACCAGGUGGCUUUUGCAAACAAACAAUGGUAGAGAUUUCCUCAGAACUAACUUUACUUUCCGUAGCAGUUUUUUAAAAUAUGGCUGAUAAUUUUAUACAUCAAUUUGAAAAUUAAUUGUGACUUAUUAUAUUAAUGAUGAAUAAUUAUUAAUUUCUAAUUAUUAUCAUUAUUAUUAUUUUUUUAAGUUAAUGCAAAACAUUUUCAAAGUUUAACUUGAUUUUAACAUGACUGUCGUCAAACAAGCAGUAUUUUCAUUUUGGGCUUUUUCUUCUGCUUAACAAGGCUGUGCUUAUUUGAUUAAAAAUACAGUAAAAACAGAAAUAUUUUGAAAUGUUAUUAAAAUUUAAAAUAACUGUUUUCUAUUUGAAUAUAUAUUUAAAAAUACAUUUAUUCCUGUGAUGGCAAAGCUG
Messenger RNA from Cyprinus carpio (common carp), 7305 nucleotides. Its product is annotated as PH-interacting protein-like. Gene Ontology annotation, molecular function: protein binding. Gene Ontology annotation, biological process: regulation of transcription by RNA polymerase II; regulation of cell shape; cytoskeleton organization. The record is from RefSeq and is a predicted model, not a curated record. Gene Ontology annotation, cellular component: nucleus. NCBI's taxonomy places the organism in Eukaryota, Metazoa, Chordata, Actinopteri, Cypriniformes, Cyprinidae.